Messenger RNA from Hydra vulgaris (swiftwater hydra), 3420 nucleotides. The record is from RefSeq and is a predicted model, not a curated record. Lineage: Eukaryota; Metazoa; Cnidaria; Hydrozoa; Anthoathecata; Hydridae.
AUGCAAGAUCAUAUACAGAAAAUUAUUAACAAAGACAUUCAUGAUCAUUAUUUAGGCAAGACCAUACAAGAUGAAGUUAUUGAUACUAUAGGCCAAGCUGUUCUACAGGAAAUUAUUGCUAGAAUUAAGUCGGCAAAGUAUUUUGCAGUGAUUCUUGACUGCACUCCUGAUAUCAGUCAUCAGGAACAGAUGUCAAUGGUGCUAAGAUAUGUCGCUGAUAGCACACACUCAGAUGUCCCAGCAGGAAUUUAUGAACAUUUUAUAAAGUUUAUUAUAGUCGAGAGCAGCACUGGUGAAAAUUUAUUUAACACUCUUGUGAAAGAAAUUGAAAUGCUAGGACUAGAUGUUGAAAACAUCAAAGGACAAGGGUAUAACAAUAGAGCUAAUAUGAAAGGGCACAAUUCUGGAGUGCAAGCACGACUUUUGGAAAGAAAUUCACGAGCUUUCUAUACUCCUUGUGUGUGCCAUAAUUAUAAUCUUAUUCUAGGAGAUAUGGCUAAAACGUGUUCAGAUGCCAUAACAUUUUUUGGAACCCUGCAGCGUAUUUACACCCUUUUUGCUUUAUCUACAAAAAGAUGGACUGUUUUUAAAAAGCAUGUGAAAGGCCUGUCUGUUAAACCAUUGUCAGAAACAAGAUGGGAAUGUAGAAUGGAAAGUGUUAAAGCUGUACGAUUUCAAGCCGCAGAAGUGUGUAAUGCUUUAGAAGAACUAGCAAAAAGCACAAAUGAUGCUCAAGGGAAAAGUGAGGCUGAAUCAUUAGUAAGCCAAAUGACAAAUUAUAGGUUUCUGGUUGCACUAUGUUUUUGGCACUCUUUAUUGUUUCAAGUAAAUUUUACUAGCAAGGAACUUCAAAGCAAUACCAUAGACAUUGCCGCGGGGCUGACAUCUUUUGAAAAAUUGUUUGAUUGGUUGAAGAAAUACCAAGAGACAGGUUUUGUAGCUGCAUUGAUUGAUGCCAAAGAGCUUGCAAAUGAGUUAGAAGUUGAACCCAUAUUUCAACAGAAGCGCUGUUACAAGAAAAAGAAAAUGUUUCUUUAUGAAUCUUCUGACGAACCAAUUUUAGACCCCAAGACAGAACUCCGGGUAAAUUUUUUCAAUCAAGUUGUAGACAAAGCAUUGCAAUCUCUUCAACCACGGUUUAUGCAGCUGAAAGAACACCAUAAACUGCAUUUCCAAAUUUGUUCAUAGCCCUAAAAAUACUGAUGACAAUUCCAGUUACAGUCGCUUCCGGUGAAAGAAGUUUUUCAAAACUAAAAUUAAUUAAAACCUACCUUAGGUCAGUAAUUAACCAAGAACGACUAAACAAUUUGGCACUAAUAUCAAUUGAAUCUCCUAUAAGUAGAGAAAUUAAUUAUGAAAAAAUUCUAAAAGAUCUCGCAAGCAAAAAAGCAAGAAAGAUCCACUUUGACUUAUAGAUUAUUUGUUUAUUAUGACAAUAACAAGAAGUGUUUAGUUUAAAUUCAUUGUAAUAUUUUUAUUAUUGUUUAUUGAUUCGUUUGUGGAGUUAUGUUUUUUUGUAUAAUAAAUGUGUUUCAAUAAUUUUAUUAAUAGUAGUUAUUGUAAAAAAAAAAUCAGGUGGGCCCCGCAAGCAUUCGUUAAAUUGGGCCCCGCAAUUCGUAAGGCCGGCCCUGAUCAUUAUUAUUAUUAAUAAAAAAGUUUAGAAAAAUAAUAUAUUUUAUAAAGAAUAUUUAGGCUUUGAGUUUAUAAUACCUAAAUAUAAUUUUUAUAUGAGGUCAUGAGAAAAAAAGUGGUGUAAGCAACAUAUCAAAACAAUGGAGAAAAUAGUAAAAAUAAAAUUCCGUAGUUUUUUAAUUGAAUUAUCUCAUUUGUUUUUGAAUUUAUAGCAGCUUUUUAGUUUUAACCAUCUAAUGAGACAUUACUUUAAGUUUUUUAUAGAGUUACGUUACGCGAAAAAACACAUUUUGUAUAUUUGUGGGUUACACCGCUUUUAUCAAUCUGCAAAAUGGCCAAAAUUUCUAAACUAGAGCAAGUCAUAAAGCAACAACAACUGUAAUUAGAUGAACUUGUUUAAAAUUCUAAUAAACAAACUAUUAAAACAACCAGAAAUAUUUAAUCCAGUUGGGUUACAGUUGCAAACAAGACCAAAAAAAAAUCCGUCGAGCAAAUAACCUUAAUUAAAGCCUUCUCCAUUGAGCAACAACAACAAAAAAAGCAAGAAAAAAAUGUAUUUAUUUAUGGUGUUAAAGAGUCUACUAAGUUAUUAGAUGUAGAUAAACAAGUAGACUGGAAAAGGUUUAGAACAUAUUAACUACUAUCGCAUCUGAUGCAAAACCAAAGUUUGUUAAACGUAUUAAAUCUAUGUCCUCUAACCAAGACCAACUAUCGUUGAACUAUCAGAUGUUUCUGUAAGCGAAAUACAUCAGCGAAAAAUUCCAAAAAAUUCAGAUGAUUACAAAAAUGUCUUUAUAAGCCCAGAUCUGAUUGAGGCUGAGCGAUAUCUACAUUUUCAGUUAAGAAUGAAGCGUAAUGAAUUAAAUAGUAGUAUAAAUCUAAAAAAUAUCGCCCUUUAGAUACGGUAUACAAAGCAGCGGAAUGGUUAUGCUUAAAAAUCUCCAAACCACUGAGAAUCACUACCCUUACUAUACUCUCCUACCAAUGAAAUCAAAAUACAAGGGUAAAAACCUACGUAACCUUAAACAAACUACAGCGUUAAUUAUUACUACACUAAUGCAACGUCUUUUAAUAAUAAAAUGAACGAUUUAAUUGCAAUAGCUAGAACGUUUGACUAUCAUAUUAUUGCUGUCUUCAAAACAUGGUUUCGAAACAACUCAGUUCCUAACAUCGAUGGGUAUAAUUUUUAUCGCAAAGAUCGCCGUGACGGACGUUAAAGUGGCGGUGUAGCUAUCUACAUUACGGACUUAUUUACUUAUUUUAUUUACUUAUUUAUAUAUUUUAUUUACAGACUUAUUUAUAUAUUUUAUUUACGGACUUAUUCUCACAAAGUUAAUCAGUUUUAUACCAACCCUCUUGAAUAAGUUUGGGUAUCAGUAAAAGUUAAUAAUAAAUGGAUACUUAUUGGGUGUGUAUAUAGACCAAAUGAUGCUAAUCUUAUAAACGUCGCUGAAUCUUUCAAAUUAGCUCAUAGCUUAAUUAGGAAGCCCUAUGACGACUGUUUAAUCGUUGGUGAUUUUGAUUUCCCGAAUAUGAAGUCGUCUAACAAUGGUAUUAAUUCUUUCAAUCCAAACAAUUCUAACGAGUAUGAAUUUUGAAAAAUUUACCAAAACAUCCUCUUUACACAACACAUCACAUUCCCUACUUUUCAGACAACCUAUGGUUUCCCAAAAAAUAUGUUGGAUUUAUUAUUUACCUAAAACAAUGAUUCUACUUUAAAUUCGUCUCCUAAUGCUAUACUAGUUAAUAACACUAAGAGUCACUUUAGUAUUACCUGUAGAAUCUUAG